Molecule: messenger RNA, 2881 nt
Organism: Zingiber officinale
Lineage: Eukaryota; Viridiplantae; Streptophyta; Magnoliopsida; Zingiberales; Zingiberaceae
Exons: 6
Coding region: 221-2143 (640 amino acids)
Source: RefSeq, a predicted model, not a curated record
UAAUACCGCAGUCCUCCGCUCGGCGACUCCUCUUCCGUCUGCAACCACCGGAAGUCGCCUUACCGACGCCGAUCUCCGAUCGGUGAAUUCUACGCUCUCUCCUCUCUGAUAUUCUCCCUGCGGCGAUCACCUCCGUCGCCAUCAGUCUCCACCAGAUAUUUGUGGAAGUUGUCGCUUUGAACUUAAGCGAGACGAUACGGUAGUUUUUACUGUUUCGAAGAUGGCAUCAGCAAUAAUUUCUUAUCUGCAAAAAAUAUGGCCAUUGUCAACGUUUAAGGCUGAUGAUUUGAAAAUUUCUGAUAGAUUAGUUCGCAAACUUUCAAUACCAGAUACGACAAAGCAGUUUGUUUUGGCUCUGCAUGAACCUGAUUCUGAUGCUGUAGUAUAUAUAUUAGCUGCACAAAACUUGUCAUUACAAUCUGCCUUCGACGCGGAGGAUCUGAUCAAAGAAGUUAAGCCAAAGACUGUGAUGGCUCAAAUUUCACUGUCGGCGUUGGCUGAUAUCCAAGCCGAAGAGAAAGAUGUAAGAAAUGAUCAAGCAAACCUUGUACCAACUUCAUCAAUUGGGGUGCUUAAAAGAUGCUUCAUUGAAAAAAUCAGCAAGGAUCAUUAUGAAAAUUUUGCUGGGAGGCAGGUCUUGCAAGAGAUCUUUGGGGUUGGAUGUUAUGGUCACUUCUUGUCCGCGAAGAGAGCUGCAGAAGAGAUAGGUUCGCAUUUUAUGUUACUGGAGUCACCAUAUGACGGUAACGAAGGUGGACAUGCUACAACAUGUUCAGACAAUAAUAAAGAUGGAGGUCAAACCUUAGGGUUGAGAAUACAAGCAAUCAACUUACUUCCUCCAAAAGUUACUUCAUCUACAUACUUCAAUUCUAAAAGAUUGUGCUUAGAUGAUGCAAUUAAGGAACAAAUGGUUAAGAUGGUGAUUCCAUUCCUUGAGUUAGCGGUCUCAAAAGGAGGUCAACCUGACUCUAAUUUUGAAGAGGGAUCUGUAAAAGAUCGACCAAAACUAGACUACAAGGUGCCUGCAUUUGCACAGUCUUUCUACCCUUUAUUUGCAGAUCUACAUGCCAUAUUCAUUGACCUUCCAUCAAUUGAAAAGGCUGUGGUUGCUGUACAGAGAAUGCUUGUUGAUAUCAAUGAAGGAAAACCAGUUAAUACUCAUACAUUAUCAAAUGCAUACAUUUUCAGGAUUGCAGUUGAGAGUGUAAGGAUUGCCUUAAACGAUGCCGCACGUCGUCCAAUGGAAAGAACAAAUAAAGUCAAUCCUAGCGAAUUGGAGUAUUUUGAGCUCCCAUUGGAAGAGAAAGCGCAUGUUCUUUUUGUACACACUCUGAGGAAUCAGGCAAAGAAGUUUGGAUCUAUUGUUGCUAUAGUUGACACUAGUUGCUUGGCUGGUCUGCGCAAGCACUGGAACACAUCUGUGCCUCCCAAGGUGGCAGAAUCAAUCAAUUUAGGUUCUACAGAAUGCUAUGAUGAUGAUCUUGAACAUGAAAAGGUGAUAGAAAACAUGAAAAGGAAUGGUCUUCUGGUGGAUAAGCCUGUAGUGGCAGUUAGUGCUGGAGCUACAGUAGUUUUGGGUGCAUCUUCAUUGUCUAAAGCAGUUCCUAUGUCCACAUUAAUUAAGUUUUCCAUGUAUAAGAUUCCUGCUACUUUGAAAUUAAGCUUAACACAGCUGCAAAGAAUAGCUAUUAUGAGCCUCAGUAAAUUUUUUGCUGUGAAUCCCUUCGCACAAGUACUUGCUAGUGCAGGAGCCAAGACCUCCGCUAUGAAGGUGACCACAUCAGCUGUGAAAAUCCGUUCUGUGGCACACACUAUGAUAGCAGCAGCUGAGAAGACAAGUUUGUUGGCUAUGAGAACUUCGUUUUAUGAAAUUAUGAGGAGUAGGAGUGUCCGACCAAUUAGGUUUGCCCCAUCGGCUAUGUUUGGUUGCAGCAUGGCUGCAUGCACUGGGCUUCUAACUUAUGGCGAUGGAAUUGAAUGUGCUGCUGAGUCAUUGCCUUCUGUUCCGAUGAUUGCAUCUUUAGGUCGUGGCCUUCAAAGUUUGCAUCAAGCAUCCAUGGAAGUGAGACAAACAAAUGGCACCAAAAUGCAGGAGGCUUUGCAGUCUUUAGUGCACAAUUUGAAGAAGAUGAGAACACAAUGAAUAAAGUUUGAGUAAUGAAGCCCCUUAAUUUGCUAUCUCUGAUAGAACAAUGUCAUAGUGAUUGAGAUUUCAUUCAUAAUGGCUAAGAUGGGUUCAAGAUCAAGUGGAUUUAUUGGUGUACUGAUGGUUACCAAGACCACAGCAAAUGCAUUUCUCCUGGAACCAAGACCAAACAAACAUCGUUGAUGGAGGCAAUAAACUUUCUCCUUAGCCAUGUUCAGGAACUUCGACAUUAAGAGCCCAUCUGAAAAGCUUCUUAUACACUUGACCAUCUGCAAUAACAUAAGGAUCCAUUGAUUUGUAUCUGCAGAAGGUCCCUAUUCUCCAGUUUCAGAAUGAUGCUGGCUGCUUUCCCUUAUCGGCGGCAGGGUUCUUCAUAUCAUAGUUAACAUUGAGUUCAUAUAACAUCUAUGGAAGGUGGCUUUUAUACCUUACACCUUCGCCGACAACUUCUAUGACCCUUACCGACAUAAUAUACUUGGGAAUGAUCUUCUGGAGCAGGAAAGGGAGGAGACGACUCAAAGAUUCUUUGCUGUGCUUGUAGAAGGUGAUUGCUAUCUAUUGUAAAAGUCAAGAUUGUAAGCGAGGGUAGUCCAAAGUCGGCACCUAAAGUUGACUAUUAAUUCCGAGGUCUUCUAUAUGUAAACGAAACAUGUGCCAAUUUGUCCACCAAUAACUUUGUUGGCUUACAAAGACGAAGAAGAUUAUUCAAAAAGUUCAUUUAUAAAUGACUGAAUU